GGGUUAAUUUCCGGUCACGGACGAUCCAAGAUGGCGGCUCACAUAUCGCGGUGCAGAACCUGGAGUCGGGUUCACAGGUUCGGUGUAGCAGCGUACAGGAAGUACAGCAGCGGAGGCGGAUACCCCAACAUCUCUCUGUCCACGCCGCUGCAGGGAAUCCCCAAACCCGUGUUUGCGUCCGUGGACGGUCACGAAAAGUACGAGACCAAGAUCACUACUCUAGAAAACGGCCUCAAAGUCGCCUCCCAGAACAAGUUCGGUCAGUUCUGCACCGUUGGAAUUUUAGUCAAUUCUGGCUCCAGACAUGAAGCAAAGUACCCAAGUGGAAUAGCUCACUUCUUAGAGAAACUCGCCUUUUCUUCCACAGCACAAUAUGGGAGUAAAGAUGAAAUCCUCCUCACGCUGGAAAAACACGGGGGGAUAUGUGACUGUCAGACGUCCAGAGACACCACCAUGUACGCGGUGUCUGCUGAGGUGAAAGGUCUGGACACGGUGGUGAGUCUCCUCUCGGACGCCGUCCUCCAGCCUCGUCUGCUCGACGAGGAGAUCGAGAUGACCAAGAUGGCCGUGCGCUUCGAGUUAGAGGAUCUGAACAUGAGGCCGGACCCGGAGCCGCUGCUCACGGAGAUGAUUCACGCUGCUGCGUAUCGAGGUAACACCGUGGGGCUGCCUCGAUUCUGUCCCGCGGACAACGUGGACAAGAUCGACAAGCAGGUGCUUCACGGGUACCUGCGCAACUACUACUGCCCCGAGCGCAUGGUGCUGGCGGGAGUCGGCAUCGAGCACGAGCAGCUGCUGGACUGCGCCAGGAAAUACCUGCAGGACGCGAGGCCCGUGUGGGGGACGAGCGCGACGGGCAGCGUGGACCUCUCCGUGGCUCAGUACACCGGCGGCAUCGUCAAGAUGGAGAAAGACAUGUCCGACGUGAGCCUCGGCCCCACCCCGAUCCCAGAGCUCACCCACAUCAUGAUCGGCCUGGAGAGCUGCUCCUUCCUGGAGGACGACUUCAUCCCGUUCGCCGUUCUCAACAUGAUGAUGGGAGGAGGCGGCUCCUUCUCGGCCGGGGGACCCGGGAAAGGCAUGUUCACCCGCCUCUACCUGAACGUGCUCAACAGGCAUCACUGGAUGUACAACGCCACCUCCUACCAUCACAGCUACGAGGACAGCGGCCUGUUGUGUAUCCACGCCAGUGCAGACCCCAGACAGGUGAGAGAAAUGGUGGAAAUAAUAACCAGAGAAUUCAUUCAGAUGGCCGGCAGCGCAGGAGAGAUGGAGCUGGAAAGAGCCAAGACUCAGCUCAAGUCGAUGCUGAUGAUGAACCUCGAGUCGCGGCCGGUUAUUUUCGAAGACGUCGGUCGCCAGGUUCUCUCCACCGGAAAGAGGAAGCUGCCACACGAGCUGUGUGACCUAAUAAGCAACGUGACGGCCGGCGACAUUAAGAGGGUGACCACCAAGAUGCUGCGCAGUAAGCCGGCGGUGGCGGCGCUCGGCGACCUGACGGAGCUGCCGUCCUACGAACACAUCCAGGCCGCGCUGUCCAGCAAGGACGGACGCCUCCCACGCACGUACCGCCUCUUCCGAUAGAACCCGCGGCGCCAUUCAGAACUACGGCCGCUGUAAAUAAACUGGACUGGAAGGUUACACUCGUUGUUCCCUCCCCCCCGGGGGCACAGAACUCGACACAGCUCACUCUGUGGGAGGGAACCGAACUCAUGGGCUCCAAAUACUCUACAGUGACCUUAAGCUACACACAGCUGCAGAGUCGGCAUUUAUCGUAUGUGAGCGGGAAGUCGUGCAUCGUUAUUUACUAGGAUGGUUUUGUUUUUAAAGGGACAGUUCACCCGCAGAACCAAAAUGAUCAUGUUAACGUCUCCACUGUUAUAAUUCCCCCCUCCUCAAUUAACAGGUGCUGUAUAAAAUAUUUAGUUGGAUUUAAACCGUUUCAUACGACAGCACUUUAUUUAAGUCCCCCUCACGUGCACUGGAGACACGAAACCUGGAACCCUUCGAGAACCAAGACUGAAAUCAUGGUUUCUGGAAGUAAAGUUAAAGAGAAAAAUCUGCUAAUUGUUUGUGUUUUUAGGGAAAUAGUUUGACAUCUUGGCAGGAGAAGGUUUUAGAUGAGAAGAUAGAACAGCAUUCUAGCUUAGCAUGAAGCUGUCAUUGCUGCAAAGAGCCAGGCUAAUGGGAGUUAUGCUAAGCUAACUGGCUGCAGAUGCUGUGCUGCCGGAGCGUUAGCUUGAAUUAGCCUGCUGUGUUCGUACGAAUAAAGAGGAAUAUAUAGCGUCUUUAUAAAGCUGAUGAAUAAAUCGUGUUAGUUCUGAAUUUUAUUUAAAUGUAACUUGGAGCUAAAUGCUACAGUUCUGCUACGUGUUUGUAGCUCUGGUUUGAACCGUCUCCACAUGUAAAUAAAACAAGAAUCGGCCUUUUCAUCUAAACUUCUGCCAGAAAAACGAAAUUAAUCGACCCCGCGUUUACUGUCCUGGUGUGGAAAUGUUACAUAUGUGAACUCAGCUGGUAAAUUAAUGUAAUUACAUAAAUAAAAAUUCUAUAUUUUAAAA
Messenger RNA from Mugil cephalus (flathead mullet), 2561 nucleotides. It is a transcript of the gene pmpca, whose product is annotated as peptidase, mitochondrial processing subunit alpha. The transcript has 13 exons. Gene Ontology annotation, molecular function: metal ion binding; metalloendopeptidase activity. The record is from RefSeq and is a predicted model, not a curated record. Gene Ontology annotation, cellular component: mitochondrion. Lineage: Eukaryota; Metazoa; Chordata; Actinopteri; Mugiliformes; Mugilidae. Bases 31 to 1584 code for a protein of 517 amino acids.